This is a messenger RNA of Nicotiana tabacum (common tobacco), 342 nucleotides long. The record is from RefSeq and is a predicted model, not a curated record. NCBI's taxonomy places the organism in Eukaryota, Viridiplantae, Streptophyta, Magnoliopsida, Solanales, Solanaceae.
AUGCAGGUUGAUUAUAUGGUGUAUCAAGGUGAAGAUCUAUCAAACAUUCUCUAUAGGUUUGAUGAGUCUGACUUUGCACUCUCCCAAUUUGAGGGACUCCACGUGGACACCUCUGAUUUGCUCGAUGAGGAAAGCCAAAUUACUCCCAACUCCAUCUUAGAAGAUCCAUUAGAAUGCAGAGGCUCAUCUUGCUCAAAUAAUGGCAUGGGCAAUUCUGGUAUUUCACAUGAUGCCCGUAUGGUGAAAAAUAAUAAGAAGAAAAACAGUGGGUUUUUCCCUGGACUCGUUCUUUCGUUGAGCAAUAGGAGAAAGGGAGCCCCUCAAAGAUCUCCUCUUUCUUGA